AUAUCUUAAACAUUACAAAUUGAUAUCACUGUGUGAAGUAUCCAGCUCCCUUUCGACACCCCUUCUCUAAAAAGAAUGGAAAAAAAGCCUACGGGGUGAAGGCUCACACGCGUCACCGCCGCAGUUGGAAAGAUGCACACGUGUUACGUGGAACAAUCUAGACGAACCAGUCGCGUGUAUACUUAAGCAUAACGUAUCCCACAAAAUCCUCAAUUCACCUCGCUUUCACAUCGCGAUUGCGGCCAGCACACCAUCCACCGCCACAGCCCGCGCCCGAUCUACCAUCCCAUGGAGGAGCGUCAGGCGGACAAAAUGCCGGCGAGCGCGCAGCAUCACGACGAGCAUCCGAAGCAGCAGGAGUCUCCCGACGAGGAGGUCUCCUCGCUGAGCCCCACGGUGGCGAGGCUGGUACGGGAGUCCGUCGCCUCCAAGCCGGCGGACGGCGGGAAGGCGGCCGCGGACGGCUCGUCAGACAUCUUGGCCUUCGCGCGCUCCGUCGACCGGGUGGACUCCAGCCUCGAGUAGCUUUGCUAGUUUGUGCCGACUUGCUUGUACCGUAGGAGUAAUAAAACGCUCGGCAGUUUAUUUCCCUUGUUGCAAGUUUCAGUCUUUCAGAACACCGCGCUCAUUCGCGUCCUGACUUUCCCUCCUCUUUUUCCUCACUGAGAAGCAACGGUCCUAAUUACACGUUUUGGUCCGUGGGAAGAUGCUUUACGUUGCUAUCUAGUGAUGGGACAUCUGCGGUGAGUUUGGUCUAA
Molecule: messenger RNA, 758 nt
Organism: Hordeum vulgare subsp. vulgare (domesticated barley)
Lineage: Eukaryota; Viridiplantae; Streptophyta; Magnoliopsida; Poales; Poaceae
Exons: 1
Coding region: 289-525 (78 amino acids)
Source: RefSeq, a predicted model, not a curated record